Molecule: messenger RNA, 2457 nt
Organism: Pangasianodon hypophthalmus (striped catfish)
Lineage: Eukaryota; Metazoa; Chordata; Actinopteri; Siluriformes; Pangasiidae
Gene: adgrg3
Product: adhesion G protein-coupled receptor G3
Exons: 12
Coding region: 39-1637 (532 amino acids)
Biological process (GO): adenylate cyclase-activating G protein-coupled receptor signaling pathway; cell surface receptor signaling pathway
Cellular component (GO): membrane
Molecular function (GO): G protein-coupled receptor activity
Source: RefSeq, a predicted model, not a curated record
AAAAAUGGUACCAUGUGAUAUUUCUAGGUCAGUCUGACAUGAACAUUAAAGCUUAUAUACCAUGUGAUUUAUCAAGCUCCUUCCGGUCUAUCAGGAAACCACAGAGCAUGAGAAGAGACCUUUGUUGCUUCAACAGUAGCGGCAAACGACAAAUGAGAUCUUUUUCGGACAAAAUGGGGCUACAUGAUUUGCUUAUCUUUUGUAUAUUUUUUUCCAUUACACUGACCAUGACAGGAGCCGUUGAAUGUCAUCGGGUUCUUGAAUUUUGUCAACGAAACGAUCGCAACAUCCCUUCGUGUCUUGAAAGCACAAUGAGAAAUUGUCAGACUCCACGAAACGUUCCUCCUCCUGACCCAGACUUUUAUAUGAAAAACAUGCAUUUCUCAGAGGAGGCCAAACUGAAGACAAAGUAUGGGCAUGUAAUCCGUAUUCCCUCCGAAGCCAUCGUGAAAAGCGGUGGGAUGGAGAAUGUUAGUGUGUCUCUGAAGGUAUCAGUACUCAGCAACAGCAUUUUCCAGGCACCUUCUGUUCGAGGAUCUGUUCAUGGGAGGGUCUUAGGCGUGUGGCUUGGUGAACAAGAUCUCUACAACCUUUCUCAACCUGUUAAAAUGCAAUUUGUGAAUACCAGUCAAAAUGUGAGUGGGAAAUGUGUCUUCUGGAAGCAGUCAAAUAAUGCAGGUCUCUGGAGCAGUGAAGGAUGUAACACAAGCAGGAACAAUAUAGAUUUUGUCUGCAGUUGCAAUCACCUCAGUUUUUUUGCAGUGCUCAUUAAUCCCGGGAGUGUGCAAGACGCUGAAGAUGUUCACCGUCUUGAAUACAUUACAUACAUUGGGUCUUCUUUCUCUGUGCUAUUCACAGCUAUCGUCAUCAUAUUGUUUUUAAUUCAAAGGAAGAGGAAGUCAGAGCACUCUGUUGUCAUUCAUGUGCAGCUAUCAGGCUCACUAUUCCUGCUGCACCUCUUCUUUCUGGCCAGUACAUUGGGGUCAGGAACAGAAAAGAAGCCAGUAUGUCAGUGCCUUGGCCUCAUCUUACACUGGGCCCUACUAGCCACUUUCACAUGGACCGCUAUUGAAGGUUUCCACUUGUACCUACUCCUUGUGCGGGUCUUCAACAUCUACAUCAGAAGAUAUUUGCUCAAACUAAGCUUAGUGGGCUGGGGAUUUCCUAUAAUUACAGUGGUGAUCUGUGGACUGGCUGGUUCAUAUGGCAAAUACAGCUUAACAGAAAGUAACAACAAUGAAACAAAUCUCUGCUGGAUAACCGAUAAGACAGUGAGUUACAUAACAGUGAACACUUAUUUGGGGCUGGUGUUAGUCUUCAACACAGCGAUCAUGGUUCUGAUUGUGGUGAAGAUGUGGCAGUUAAAAUUACGAGGUGUCCAGACUGGGAGCAGAAUAAGAAGACUGUGGAAAGACUGGGCCACUAUGCUGGGGCUCAGCGUGAUUCUGGGACUCCCAUGGGGACUGGCCUUUAGCACCUAUGGACCCCUGAGUCUACCAGGGAUUUACCUCUUUACCACCCUAAAUGCUUUCCAAGGUGUUUUUGUAUUCCUGUGGUUCUUAUCAACCACAUGCAAGUCAACUCAUGAUGAGAGGACUUCAACAAAGGAUAUCUCCAUGAGUAAUUUCAGCUCAUGAUAGUGGAACAAAGCACUAAACCACAAUAGGUUGCAUUGAGAUGUAUUAGAUGAGGAUUUGUUAUGAGACAUUGAUGUACCUGAGAAUGUCUAACUUUAAUUCCAGUCUUUAAUUCAUAAAUCAAAAGUCAGUUAAAAAAACAAACUGAUGCUUUACAGUAUUCUGCAAAAACUUUAAUGUUUUAUGGAAAGUUAAAUGGAGAUGGAAACUUAGAUUUAUGUCUUCUGCAUAAGAGUGUCUGUAGAAAAGAGCAAAUUUUAGAUAUCUUUAAGUGAACACAACACUGUCUAUCUUCAAGUUAGGUCAACUGAUGACUAAUGGGCUAAAACCCAAGUGUCUAUCUGUUUUCUGGAAAUCAGCCAAUCGCUUUACAAUUUAGGACUUUGUAAUGUGUAGUUUGCAUGCCCAUUUAAAGAUGAUCUAAACUGUGAAAAUAAGAUAAUCGUUGUAUUAUUAUUAUUAUUAUUAUUAUUAUUAUUAUUAUUAUUACUGUUGUUGUUGUUGUGCAUAUGAAGCAAUCUAUAGCCUCUUUUCCAUAAGAGCAUAGUCUGUUCAUACAGUUUGAGCAGCAGAUCAACAGUGAAAACCAUUCAUGGCUUCUUUGAGGGACAUUUACCCUAAAAAAUCAAUAGGGUAUAAAUAGGGACAUUAUACCCUAGGAAUAUAAAUCACUUAGACAAGUGAUAUGUAAAAGGAUUAUAUCGAAUAUGUGCUGUUAUUUUUGUAAUGUUCACUGCAUUUACACCCUCCACUGUUAUAAGACUCGUAUUUUCAAGUGAUUUUACACUAAUUUUAUUUUAUUUCCCAGUUAAUAACAGGC